AUGCUUGGCGAGCCUCUCCUUGCAUGGGCCGUGGGUGAGGUCGCCGUUCCUGCCCCCGCCCCCACUACCGUCGGUCGCCCACGCCCCUGCUGGUCACAUCGGCAGCCAGCCUUGCCACCGCCCCCGCUGGUUGCUUUCGCUGCCGACCCCGCCCUCGCCCCCGCCGAUUUCCUGUCGUGGACAAGGCGAGCGGUGAGGCUGUGGGCGAGGUCACCUGCGGCGAGGUUGCCGUUCCUGCCCCUGCCCCCACCACCACCGGUCGGCCCCGCCCCUGCUGGUCGCUUCGGCCGCCGGCCCCGCCCUCGUCUGCCGGCCACACCCCUGCUAGUUGCUUCCGCCCGCCGCCUCCUGGUCGGAAGACCUAGAAAAAUGCUAAGUGUUGCUCUGUUCGAUGCAACCUGGUCGGAAGGUCCCACUUGUCAAUGA
Messenger RNA from Aegilops tauschii subsp. strangulata, 426 nucleotides. NCBI's taxonomy places the organism in Eukaryota, Viridiplantae, Streptophyta, Magnoliopsida, Poales, Poaceae. The record is from RefSeq and is a predicted model, not a curated record.